This is a messenger RNA of Clarias gariepinus (North African catfish), 10694 nucleotides long. RefSeq names its product laminin subunit alpha-3. Gene Ontology annotation, molecular function: signaling receptor binding. Lineage: Eukaryota; Metazoa; Chordata; Actinopteri; Siluriformes; Clariidae. Gene Ontology annotation, cellular component: basement membrane. The record is from RefSeq and is a predicted model, not a curated record. The transcript has 77 exons. The coding region runs from base 111 to 10319 and encodes 3402 amino acids. Gene Ontology annotation, biological process: axon guidance; cell adhesion; regulation of cell adhesion.
UCCGGGAGUGAGUUUAGAGGCCGGCUCUCAUGGGUGGGAUAUGAGCGGAUCCCCGCGGCAGUUCCACAGGCACACGGAGAAUAAUAAUACUAAUAAUCAUAAUAUUAAUAAUGACAAUAAUGAUAAUAAUAAUGAUGAUGGUGAUGAGGAUGAUGAUGAUGACGGCACCGUGCAGGAGCACAGCGUUCCACUCCGCCGCCGCGCGCGCGCUCGUCCCGUGUCUGAUCUGCGUGCUUUUCGGAGCGGGAGCGCGAGUCUCGGGCACCACCGCCGUCCCGGGCGGGUUCAGCCUGACGCCGCCGUACUUUAACCUGGCCGAGGGCUCGACCAUCUCCGCCACGGCUACGUGUGGUGAGGAGGACAACGGCAACCCGAGGACGGACCUCUACUGCAAACUGGUCGGGGGUCCGACGGUGGGAUUAACCAGCCAUACUAUACAGGGGCAGUACUGUGACCACUGCAAUGCCAAUAACCCUGAGAAAGCCCACCCAGUGAGCAACGCCAUCGAUGGCACAGAGCGCUGGUGGCAGAGCCCGCCUCUCUCCAGGGGGCUGGUGUACAACCAGAUAAACGUCACGCUGGAUUUGGGUCAGCUUUUCCAUGUCGCUUACAUCAUUGUGAAGUUUGCCAACUCGCCGCGGCCGGAUCUGUGGGUGCUCGAGCGCUCCGUCGAUCACGGCAAGACCUUCACUCCCUGGCAGUACUUUGCACAUUCCAAACAAGAUUGUAUUGAAAGGUUCGGUAAGGAGCCUAACGGCAGAACCCUUGAAGAUGGUGAUCAGAUCUGUACGACGGAUUACUCGAGGAUCGUCCCGUUAGAAAACGGCGAGAUUUUCGUCUCUCUCGUAAACGGUCGUCCUGGAUCGAAGAACUUCGCCUACUCUCCAGCCCUGCAGGAAUUCACCAAAGCCACAAACAUCCGCCUGCGCUUUCUACGCACCAACACACUGCUGGGGCAUCUGAUCUCCAAGGCUCAGCGUGACCCCACUGUGACACGCAGGUACUUUUACAGCAUUAAAGACAUCAGCGUCGGAGGACGUUGUGUAUGUCACGGCCAUGCCCAUUCGUGCGGUACACGAGUGCCAGGCCGGCAAGAUCAUCUUCAGUGCGAGUGUCAGCACAACACCUGCGGAGAGUCAUGUGAUCGCUGCUGCCCUGGAUACCACCAGAAGGCGUGGCGUACGGCGACGGCCGACAGUCCCAACGAGUGCGAGCCCUGCCAGUGCCAUUCGCAUGCCACUGACUGUUAUUAUGAUGCCGAGGUGGAGCGCAGGAGAGCAAGUUUGAACAUACACGGCAGGUACGACGGCGGAGGCGUGUGCAUUAACUGCCAGCAUAACACAGCCGGGGUGAACUGCGAAGGGUGUGUCGAGGGUUACUACAGGCCACAUGGUGUCCCGCGAGAGUCUCCUACAGGAUGCAUACCUUGCAGGUGCGACAGCAGGACUACAAGAGGCUGCGAGAUGGGUUCAGGGCGUUGUCUGUGCAAACCCCAGUACAGCGGAGACCACUGCGAUCGCUGCGCCGGUGGCUACCACCGUUACCCACAAUGCACUCCAUAUUUAGAUCACCUGAUUAAGACUCCUGCUCCUCCAACUGGCAACGCUGUUGAUUGUCCCGUGGGGUUUUUCGGAGCACCCGACUGUCAGCCAUGUGUGUGCGAACGAGGUGGUACAGUUCCAGAGAUCUGCACUGUGUCUGGUCGCUGUUUAUGCCGUCCUGAGGUUACGGGCCAGAGAUGUGACCGCUGCCGUCCGGGCCGUCACUCCUUCCCGUACUGCCACUCGUGCCGAUGUGAUGGGCCUGGCGUAGUUGAUCAGACUUGUGACCCGACGGGUCAGUGUCGCUGUCAACUCAACUACGUUGGUCUGCGGUGUGAGCAAUGCGCCAUGGGAUUCUACGCAUACCCAACAUGCUCCCCAUGCCACUGUUCUCAAGAAGGCUCUGUUGAUCGGUCAUGUGACCCAAAAACAGGCCAGUGCAUGUGUAAUCCAGGCGUGACAGGACACAGGUGUGACCGCUGCGCCGAACCAGACCAGACCUUUCCUGAUUGCUUCGAUAUUGACACGUCCUGUAACCCAGCAGGGUCAGCCAUUGACGAUAAGGAUCCAUCAACGGAGGUGUGUAUCUGCCUGCCAUAUGUAGAGGGAGUUGAAUGUGAACGCUGCAAACCGCUUUACUGGAACCUGGAUCCUGUAAACCCAACUGGCUGUGUUGAGUGCAUGUGUGACGUUAAAGGGACUCUGAGUGGUGUGGGCGAGUGCCAUGAGGAAAGCGGUGAAUGUUCCUGCAAGCCGAACAUUUGCAGCCACGCCUGUGAUUCGUGUGACGACGGCUACUUCCUGCUGCAGAAGAAAAACUAUUUCGGCUGCCAGGGCUGCCAGUGCGAUGUGGGCGGGGCUGUAGGGCAGGGCUGUGAUGAGCUGAGUGGUCAGUGCCAGUGCAGGAAGAACAUGCGAGGCCGGACGUGCUCCGAGCCCGAGCCCAACUUCUACAUUCCUGACCUUCACCAUCUGAAGUUUGAGGCAGAGAAUGGCAUCACACCCAACGCCCGGCCCGUCCGCUUCGGCUACGACCCGAACGAGUUCCCAGGAUUCAGCUGGAGAGGUUACGCUACGCUCUCACGUGCUCAGCCUGAGGUGAUGGUGUAUGUCGCCGUCACCUCCCCUGGUCCCUUUACUGUAGUAAUGCGCUACACCACCGCCGGCCUGCACACGCCCGUGCGCGCGAGGGUCUCACUGGUGGCGGGAUCGAGCUUUAACUCUCAGUGCAGCUGGUCUGGAGACAGUAAAGAGGUGCUGUUUCCUCCCAGCCGCUCUCCCGCCCUCCUCACUGUUCCUGGAGACGGGUUCGCCCAGCCCUUCACUCUCAGCGCGGGGAAGUGGAUCGUGUGUGUGCAGGCUGAGGGAAUCCUACUGGACUACGUGGUGCUGCUGCCCAGUGCGUACUAUGAGGCCAGGAUUCUGCAGCAGGAGAUCACAGAGCCGUGUAGCUACAAGUCCAGAGAUGGAGACUGUCUCCUCUACAAGCACGUGCCGUUGGACGGGUUCCCAUCAGCGCUGGCGUCUCAGAGCCUGGGCUCCUCUCAGAGACACAGCCGCGUACGGCAGCCCACCGCCGACCAUCCCGAGCUGGUGUCUAUCAACGGCAGACAGCUGAGGCUGACGCUGCACGUCCCUGUGUCCGGCUCGCACGUCCUGGUUCUGGAAUACGCCAACGAAGUGGAUGCCAUCCAGAAUGUUAACGUCUAUAUCGGAGGACAACCUCAGGACCAAGUUGUAACCAGAGCUAACAUCUACAGCUGUGCUUAUAGCUUCCUCUGUCGCUCCGUGGUGGUGGACGGAGAAAACCGCAUCGCUCACAUCCUGCUUCCCCCCAAGGCUGAGAUCCUCCUGCAGUCCCCAACGCGCUCGGCCCUGCUGUAUCGAGUGUACGCCAUCCCUUCCGAUGAGUUCACCAUGGAGCUUGUCCAGCCCACGGUGCUCUGCGUCUCGCACCACGGACGAUUCACAGAGGACAGUAAGCACUGCAUCCAGAGACAGUUCAACACGCCUCCCACAGCGCUCACCUUAGAUGCCUCGGCCGUGAUCCGACCUUCUAGAUUCAGCACUCAGGCUUCAGGACGGUGCGAUGGACCUUUGCUCAAAUCACCCCAGACUGAGGUGGAACUGAGAGCAGAGGUGCCUCAGACAGGCCGCUACAUGUUUGUCGUGCACUACUGUCAGCCUGAGCACACUACUUUCCCUGUAGACGUGCUGCUGGAUACGGGGACGAAAUGGACGGGUCACAUAAAUGCCUCCUUCUGUCCCUCGGUGUCUGGCUGCAGGAGUGUGGUUAUAGCAGAGAGACGCAUCGCUCUGGAUGUCCUCCAGCAGAUUCUGUCCAUCACUCUGAAGAUCCCAAAGGGGAAAACCCUCACUUUGGAUUCCGUGCUGGUGAUUCCUGAGGAAAACUACAGCCCUGAACUCCUUCACCCCAAAGCUCUGGAUAAGGCUUCAGAUUUCAUCACUCAGUGUGGAGCUCAGGCAUUUCACAUCGACCUCCGCAGUGCCUCUGAGUUCUGUAGGAGCUCGGCCCGCUCUCUGGUCGCGCACUAUCUGGACGGCGCUCUGCCUUGUUAUUGUGAUAAGGCCGGAUCAACCAGCCCUACGUGCGAGCCGGUAGGAGGCCAGUGUCAGUGCAGGCCUCACGUGAUUGGGCUCCAGUGCUCUCGCUGCGCCACCGGCUUCUACGGAUUUCCAUACUGCAGACCGUGCGAGUGUGGCCGUCGGCUGUGUGAUGAGGUCACCGGUGAGUGUAUUUGUCCUCCUCAGACGGUGCGUCCUGCGUGUGACGUUUGUCAGAGCGAGACGUUCAGCUAUCACCCGCUGCUGGGCUGCGAAGGCUGUGAUUGUUCACCCAGCGGAAUCCAAAGAGGAGACGUGGGACAGUGUGACGUCACCACCGGCCAGUGCUUCUGUAAACCCAGGAUAGGUGGGCGGCAGUGCUCGCAGUGUGUCCCCGGUUAUUACCGUUUCCCUGAAUGUGUGGCGUGCUCGUGUAACCCCGGAGGAGUGACGGCGCAGAACUGCGACCCCAACACCGGACGCUGCGUCUGCAAGAGUAAUGUGGCGGGGCUGCGGUGUGACGUGUGCCGUAAGGGUUCGUUUCAUUUCGACCCAAGCAACCCAAAAGGAUGUACCGAAUGCUUCUGCUUCGGUGUGACAGAUCAGUGCCACAGCUCGGAAAAACGCAGAGGGAAGUUUGUGGACAUGCGCUUGUGGCGCCUGGUGACCGCUGAUCAUGACGAGGUGCCGAGUGUGUUAAACUCGCUCAGUAAUACUGUGGUGGCUGAUGUCCAGGAGCUUCCUGCGUCUGUGCUGCAGCUCCACUGGGUCCUGCCUCAGUCCUACCUCGGGGACAGGGUGUCCUCUUACGGGGGUAACCUCACCUACCAGAUCAAAUCUUUCGGUCUCCCGAAUGAAGGGAUGAGGCUCCUAGACAAGCACCCUGACGUUAUUCUCAAGGGAGAAAAAAUGACGAUGGUCUAUCAGGACCCUCAGUCGCCUUUCCCAGACAGGGUUUAUCAAGGUCGUGUGCAGCUAGUCGAGGGAAACUUCCGUCACAGUGGGACAAACAGACCCGUGUCCCGAGCAGAGCUGAUGCGAGUGCUGGCUCGGCUGGAGGCCAUAUGGAUCCGCGCGCUGUAUUUCCGACACACUCAGAGACUCAGCGUGGGCGAGGUGGGCCUGGAGGUGGCCAGCAGGGUGGGCACCGGGGCACCGGCUGGCACCGUGGAGGUUUGCUCCUGCCCACCCGAGUACACCGGCGACUCCUGUCAGAGAUGUACUCGCGGUUACUAUAGAGACCGAAAUGGGCGCUGUGUUCCCUGCGCAUGUAAUGGACGUUCAGACGAGUGUGACGAGACUACAGGAAGAUGUCUGAACUGCCAGGAAAACACAGCCGGAGAUCACUGCCAGCGCUGUAAAGAUGGUUACUAUGGCAACGCCGAUCUGGGAACCUGCGCGAUCUGUCCCUGUCCACUUCGCCAGGAGAGCAACAAUUUUGCCGUGGGCUGCAGUGAGACGUCUGGGAGAAUCCGCUGUCAGUGUAAACCAGGAUACACAGGAGAACACUGUGAGAGGUGUGCUCCCGGGUACUUUGGCAGUCCGAGUGAAUACGGAGGCAGAUGUCAGCCGUGCAACUGCAACGGGAACUCCUGCUCGUCCACCACCGGAGUGUGCAACUACGUCCAGGACCCCAUCGACACGAACCCCGCGGAGAAGUGUACAGAGUGUGACAGCUGUGCCCAGACCUUACUAAAUGAUCUGGAGCGCCUGGAUGGGGAGCUGGAGCGGCUCAGGGUGCAGCUGCGCUCCAUCGAUUCCAACUCGGAGGCGUAUCGGCGCCUGAAGGAGCUCGAGAAAGCCAUUGCUGACGUGAAGAAAAUGGUGACAAAUUACUCAACUGUCGUGGACGACCUGAGGCCCAAAGUGACCGAGCUGGAGCAGGAAGUACGCCUUCUGAAUGGAGACAUUAACAGGCUGAAGCAGGAGGCUGAGAAAAAGUCAAAUGAGGCCCAAAAGGCGAUCAAAAAUGCAGACAAGACUCACAACAAAGCAAAAGAUCUCAACAAUCAGGUGCUGGACAUGCUCAGGAAAAUCCAAGAGCUCCUGAAGCAGCUGAACGAUCCGUCAUCGGGAGGCGGCAGCACACUUCCUUCAGGAGACGCGGACAAACUGCUGAAGGAGGCUGAGCGGCUGGUGCAGGCGAUGCAGGACAGGAGCUUCAAACCUCAGCAGGACGCUGCGGAGAAGGAACUGGACGAGGCAAAGAAACUGUUAGAUUACAUCAAAAACAACUGCACAAAGCAGUUAACUCAGAACCAGGAGGCAGCUGAGAGGAUCAGGAGGCUUCUGGAGGACUACGAGAAGAAGCUUAAGGAUCUGGAAAAGUCCCUUAAGGAAGCUAAUGACAAUGUGCAGGAAGCCAACACACAGAACACACUCAACGCUCAGACCCUCAGCGAUCAGAUGAAACGCAUCACCAGUCUGGAAAAGGAGAAAGCCAAUGUGGAGAAGGACAUCGGUUUGGCGAAGGAUCAGCUGAAAGACGUUGAAGACCUGCUGAAGAUGCUCAGUGACAGUAAGAAGGAAUAUGAGGAGCUCGCUGCAGAGCUGGACGGAGCGAAGACCGAGCUGACGGACCGAGUGAACAGCAUCUCCCAGAAGGCCGCUCUGGAGGGGCUGGUGAAGGACGCCGAGGAUCACGCCGCGCUGCUCAACAAGCUGGCUAACGAACUCCAGGAGGCCGUAAAGAACUCGAGCGGCCGAGCCGAUGUGAAGGACGCCCUCGCCGCCGUCGACGCCUACAAAAACAUCACGGAGGCAAUCAAGGCAGCCGAGGAGGCAGCAAACAAGGCCAAGAAGGCAGCUGACAAGGCACUGAACGACGUGAUUCAGGGCGAUAUAAGCAACAGGGCAAAGGAUUUGAAAGACCAAAGCGCGUCACUCCUCAAAGAUUCUAAACAAGCUGAGAAAGAUCUGAAGAAUCUAACGAAUAACCUGAAGGAUCAGCAGCAGCGCUUGAAUGGUGCUGAGAAGAAGAAAACCCAGCUGGAGAAAGAUCUGCGUGACAUCAACAACAAUCUGAACGACAUAAAGAGAGACGACAUCGCUACGAUGAUCGAUAUCGCCAAGAAAACUGCACAAGCCGCCAACGCCACAGCUGGCGCCACGAUGGACAAGCUGAAGGACAUAAACAAAGAACUUGACGCUUUAAAAGCGCGAAACAUUACCGGAUCUCCAGACCAGGGCAACAUCGACCGCAUGCUCGAGGAUGUGGACAUGGCAGUGAAAAACCUGAGCAAAUCAAUCCCGUCACUGCUGGAUAAAUUCACUCAGGUGGAGAAUCUGAGUUCGGAAAUUGACCCCAACAACAACAUCUCCUACAACAUCAUGCGCAUUAAAGAGCUGAUCGAAGAAGCACGCAGCGCCGCUAACAGGGUUCCUGUGCCCAUGAAGUUCACUGGUGUGGAGUACGUGGAGCUGCGACUCCCCCGAACCCUGGAUGACCUGCGAGCCUACACAUCGAUGACUCUUCUCCUGCAGCGUCCUGCAUCUGAGAAGCGAGGGGACGGCAGACGCCGGCGUCGCCAAGUUAACAAUAAUGACGGAGAUCUGUUUGUUCUCUAUCUCGGAAACAAAGAUGGGACUAAAGACUACAUGGGCAUGGUUCUGAGGAACAACAUCCUCUUUUUCGUUUACAAGCUGAACGGUGUUGUUACGGAGAUCGAGUCAAACGAAAUCACUCUUUCGAAACCAGAUCGUAUCUUCUUCGAUAAAGUGGAUGUGAGCAGGAUUUAUGAGGACACCCAGGUCAAUCUCACAAAGUUAUUCACUACGAACUCUCCCGACCCCGAAAUCAUAAACUCUAAACAAGGAGAUCCGCUUUUUAACCUGCUGGACCUCAAUUCCACUAACGCGGUCUUCUACGUAGGAGGUUACCCCGAUGACUUUACUCCUCCACCGCUUCUUCAUCUCCCCAAAUACCAGGGCUGUAUCGAGUUCAACACGUUUAACGAGAGGUUAAUAAGUCUGUACAACUUUAAAUCACUGGGACCCGAGAACGUUAAUUUGCAGACACCGUGCAAGAGAUACAUCCGGCCAGUGGAGGGCGAAUACCUUGAAGGCACCGGUUAUAUUCAGCUGCAGCUUGAAAAGGUGCCCAAGAUACUGCAAUUCACCCAGACGAUCGAGACUCAUGCAGAGAACGGCAUCAUCCUGUACAUGGGAAAUGAGACUUCCUACUACCUCAUUACUCUUGAGAAUGGCUACGUGGUGCUGAGUGGCAGAGUAGGAGACAAGCAGCUGGAGACCAAUAGGAGCAGCGAGCCACAAGAUAUCAACGGGGAGAUGAGGGUGAUCUUUGACGGUGCUAAAAAUAUCUUAAUGGUCCGGAUAAAAGGCAAAGAAGUGGUAACCGGUCGGUACUUUCAAGGCACUUUUGACAGCUACUUCAUCGGUGGCAUACCCUCAGAUUUAAGACGCAGAGACAACAUCACAGUGGUACCUCUAAAAGGCUACGUUAAGAAUGUGAAUGCAGCUGGCAAAGCUCCUUCUCCAUUAAAUAAAGUGGGUGUUGGCCGGAGCUAUAGCAACCAGAUUCUGGCAAUGAGGAAGGCAGACUUUAGCGCCGGCGGGUCGCUGGACUCUCCACCCACCGGCUUCAGCCUGGAUGGACCUCUGACAGUCUCACUGGGAUUCAAGAGCACUGAGAAGGACGGCCUUCUACUGCAGAACAGACAGGCUAGCAAAGACAUUGCGCUCUCUAUGGCGGAUGGAUUUGUGGUGCUUAAGUACCAGAAUCGUGUUUGGAGAUCCACAAAACAAUACCAAGAUGGAAAAUGGCACUACGUUACUGCCACCAACAAGAACGGAAGAAUGGAACUCCGAAUUGAUGAAGACGACAAAGGAGAGACUUUCACACAGUCCCCCAAUCUAGCAUUCCAUGCCAGUAACGUCACGCUGGGUGCGGGCACCUUCACGGGCUGCUUGUCCAACGUCUACUUAAGAAGAUCCGAUGCUUUGUACCAGCCAGAGGACUUAAGUCAAUUUUUCCAGACGGGAAACGUGGUGAUAGAUGCUUGCACGUCCGAGCAUCAGCCCGAGGACAUGUGGGCCAACAGGAGGAAGGACAGCAAAGACGAGAUAAAGGAUGAAGUAGUCUCUAGCUGCUUCCUCCCGACUCCGAUCCCACAUUCCUUUCACCUCGCAGGUGUUUCCAGCAGUCUAAGCUACACCAUGCCCUCUAAAGCUAGCUUACACAGGCCCUAUUUCAGCUUGGAUGUGAAGACGAGGUCAUCAGAGGGUCUGUUGUUCUACAUCCCCGCCGAGCAGGAAAAGUAUCACCUGGCUCUUUACGUGUCUAAGGGAAGAAUCCGAUUGUCAGUCGGCCGCCGGAGGGAAAUCUUUAACAGGGAGAAGUACAACGACGGAAAGUGGCACACGGUGACACUGAGUCUGGAAAAGCGCAGGUUUCGGCUGGUGAUUGACGGGCUGAGGGCUCAGGAUGGUGUGCUGAGUCCAGGAGAGAGCGCGUCCUUUCAGCUCAGCACAUCUGUGUACAUGGGCAGCCCUCCACCACACACACACUCUGAUCUGAAGUGGAAGGCUUUGCCGGUGCAGGGCGUGGUCGGGUGUGUCCGGAAUUUCCGGAUGAACGGUUCGGCGUUGGCGGCGCCUGCACUGAAUCGCGGUGUGGGUCUGUGCUUCGAGGGGCAGAUGGAAAGCGGGGCAUACUUCUCAGGGCAGGGAGCUCACGUCAUCAUCGAUGAGUCAUUUGGAAUAAGCCAAAAGUUUGACCUCGUGUUCGAGAUGCGUCCUAGUGUCGAGACGGGUCUCCUGCUGCAGGCUGGAAACUCAGACCAUCAUCUCACCGUGUUCAUGAGGAAAGGAGAGGUGGUGGCUCAGGUGAAUAACGGCGGCGGCAGGUUCAAUGUGUCUGUUCAGCCAAAGCAGUCUCUGUGUGAUGGCGUGUCCCACAGAAUAGCAGUUAUCCAGCAGAACAAUGUGGUGGAGAUGCACGUGGACACCGAGGGCAAAUAUAUGAUCGGCCCGAACUCAUCUUCUCCUACCAAGGACAAAUUUCCUGUUUACGUCGGAGGUGUUCCAGAUCGUCGGAGGUUCCCGUUCCUCCCUAUUACUGACCCCUAUGUUGGAUGUCUCCAAAACAUGGUCUUUAACAGGGAUCUGGUGGUGUUUGAAAAGCUCUCCGGAGUGUUCGGUCCUGUAAAUGUGCGAGAGUGUCCAGCUACCCUGAGAGCGCCUUCUUCACAGUGACGUCAUUUCCACUGCUGUAGGUUUAUAAAUGUAAGUGUAAGACCAGGAAUCAUGAGUGUUAUAAGUCAGGGUGUUCCCCGUUGUGUCCUUUAGUGUGUCCUGCUCUGUUUUUUCCCUGUUAAAUACAAAAGUCACGGUUAAGUUAUUGUGGAUGGAGCUAUAGCCAAAGAGACAGAUCACAACUGUUUAAAGACUAAGACCUACGGGUAUCUUCUAAUUGGAUACAUUAAUUUACUAUCUGGUCUUGUUUGCGCAUUAUUUCUACACCCACUAAUUUAAUUAUUUUAUAAUAAUGUAUGUGAGAUAUGAUGCCUUGUACUGUAACUCUGACCACUUUAAUGUUAUGUUUACCAUCUGAUUGUCAUUUCUACAAGC